CAGCUGCAGUCAGGGUCCCUGGAGACGACCGAUUUGACGUUACUGUUGUUAGUGAUGGGUCAGACUGGGCCGAAGAACCUUCAGUUGCCGAUGGCACAUAUGCCAUUGAGAUCUUCGUCGUUUCAGCUUUCAAGUCCGAGUAAAGAUUAACACUGUUGGAUAACUAUCAGGUCACAUUUUCAGUGUGCUGAAUCCUAAUGCCUUGGAAAUGUUGGCACCAGAAAUUGGCUCCACAAAUUCUACAUCUGGAAACAAUUUACCAACAGAUGAGCAUGACGCACCAUCAACGUCCACGGGCACAGAAAAAGCUCCUUUGAUACUGAAGUAUAGCAUAUUCAAUACCUUGCGGAGGGUUCUUGGUGGAAAGAGGUGUGGACCUACUGCAGACAGUGGUUAUGUGGAGUUUGGUAUUGAUACCGCAGCUAAUGGAAGGACGCUGGGAACCUUUGCGGGUGUGUUCAGCCCAGUAGCACUGUCUAUGUUCAGUGCCUUAUUGUUCCUAAGGGUUGGCUUCCUUGUGGGUAAUGCUGGCCUCCUGGUGACAUGGCUACAGUUUGUGAUAGCAUAUGGCAUUCUACUGUUUACAGUAGCGUCAGUGUGUGCGGUGUCCACCAAUGGCGCUGUGGAAGGUGGAGGAGCUUACUUUAUGAUUAGCAGAACUUUAGGUCCUGAAUUCGGUGGUUCAAUAGGGACCCUGUUUUUCUUUGCAAAUGUAGUUAGCAGUGCUCUCUACAUAAUUGGCUGUGCGGAAGGACUUGUAGAAAAUUUUGGACCAUCAGGUUACUUGUUAGAAGAUGUUUUGCCAGAUGGAAAGUGGUGGCGUUUCUUGUACUGUUCUGCGUUGAAUGUUCUCAAUCUCCUUGUAUGCGUCAUUGGUGCUGGAAUGUUUGCAAAAACAAGUGUUGCUAUCUUGGCUAUUGUUUGUAUAUGCCUUGUCUCUGUCGUGGUCAGUUUUUUGGCAGCACCAGCAGCCCAGAUAGCUAUUCCAGACACAAAUGAUGUUGUUCAAAAUGCUACUUUUCAUGUGAAUGCAACAUACACUGGUUUCUUUGUGAACACCUUAAAGAAUAACUUAUAUCCUGAGUAUGGCGAAGACUACACCUCGAAGGGCGAUUUAGUAACUUUUGCGACUGUGUUUGGAGUGCUGUUCAGUGGUGUGACCGGGAUUAUGGCUGGUGCUAACAUGUCAGGUGAACUUCGCAACCCUGCUCGCAACAUACCUCUUGGUACACUCUCUGCAGUUGGCUUCACUUUUGUCUGCUACGUUAUACUUUCAUUUUUGACAGCUGCUACUUGCUCUCGUUUUCUGUUGCAAAACAACUAUCUAUUUAUGAUGCAAAUCAACCUUUGGCCGCCUUUUGUAACCGUUGGAAUUUUGACUGCUACAUUCUCUGCAAGCCUGAGUAAUCUCAUCGGAUCUAGUCGUGUGCUUGAAGCAUUAGCCAAGGAUAAUGUAUUUGGUGUGUUGCUUGGCUUUGUAAGUCGUGGUGUGUGGAAAGGAAAUCCACUUGCUGCAGUAAUGCUGUCUUGGCUGCUGGUUGAACUGAUGCUGUUAAUUGGCUCAUUGAACGUGAUUGCCCAAAUUAAUUCUGUAUUGUUUCUCCUCUCAUACCUUGCAUUAAAUUUAGCAUGCCUUGGUUUAGAACUUGCAUCUGCUCCAAACUUCAGGCCUUCAUUCAAGUUUUUCACUUGGCAUACUGCUUUGAUUGGGCUUUUGGGAACGCUCAUAAUGAUGUUUGUAAUUAAUGCCAUCUAUGCUUCAUCGAGCAUAGUUCUGUGCCUCAUGCUGGUAGUGCUCCUUCAUCUGUUUUCACCAUCAAAAACUGCCAAUUGGGGGUCAAUAUCACAGGCACUGAUUUUUCACCAGGUGCGAAAAUAUCUUCUGCUUCUGGAUUCUCGUAAGGAUCAUGUAAAAUUUUGGCGGCCUCAGAUGUUGUUGAUGGUGGGGAAUCCAAGUUCCGCAUGCCCCCUCAUUCAUUUUGUAAAUGACCUGAAGAAAAGUGGGCUGUAUGUCUUGGGUCACGUCAAGGUCGGCAGAUUGAAUGAUUUUGAUGUAGACCCAACUUUGGAAGAAUACACACAUUGGCUGACUGUCAUUGAUCACUUGAAGGUUAAAGCAUUUGUUGAACUGACUGUGUGCACCUCAGUAAGGGAAGGACUGCAACAUCUUAUUCGUAUGUCAGGACUUGGAGCUAUGAAACCAAAUACAAUUGUUCUGGGUUUCUAUGAUAAUGAAAUACCGGUUGACUUUUUUAAAAGUGAUUCACACUAUCAGACAGAUUUGUUUAAAGAUGUGUCAGGAGCAAACCACAGACGGCUGUUUGCGAUUCGCUCAUCAGGAGAUGAAAGGGAGAUAGAUGUCUGUCAGUUUGUUGGUAUGGUGACAGACACAUUCAAAAUGAGAAAAAACCUGUGUUUGUGCCGUUAUUUCCACAAUCUUGAUAAAAAUGAAUUUACAAAGUCUUCAUGCAUUGAUGUUUGGCCUAUAAAUUUCUUCAAUCCUGGAAAUGACGACCCAUUUGACACCACAAGUCUUUUUAUGCUGCAGCUCUCUUGUAUCCUGAAAAUGCUGCCCGGCUGGAAGAGCCUUCAGCUACGAGUGUUUAUGUGUCAGAGUCAUCAGCCUCGUAUGUCCAGUGAUCAGUCUGGACUUUCGAGUGUAAAUGAAAAUUACAUGCGUCUGGAGCAACUUCUACAACAGCUGCGUAUUUCAGCAUCGAUACACGAGGUGCCAGGUUGGUCUGACCUGUCGAACAUGCUAAAUGGAUAUUCUGUGAUGCAGAGCUCAGAUACAGCGUCAAAGUCGUACAUAUUCAGUGUGAACCAGAUGGUGCAUCAACUUUGUUCAGAAACUGCAGUGACGUUCCUGUACCUUCCAAAGCCUCCGACAUUGAGUGGAGUCGAAGAAGAAUUGGUUUAUCCCAGAUAUUUGCAACUUCUUACUGAAUUGACUUCAAAUUUGCCUCCCACAAUACUUGUACAUGGUGUGAGUGCCGUCACAUCUACUACUUUAUGAUUGACGCCGGUGAUUGACAAAAUUGUGAUGUUUGCAGUGACCAGGCAGUUGUCGAAGACAAUCCUGUGGUUUUAUUUAAGUGCAUUAUUCAAUAAUCUUGUACAAAUCAUGUUAAUGGGCAGCUGAAUUUUGUUACACUGCUGUUACAUGGUUCAAAUAGAGAUUAUAAAUUAAUAGAUGCAUAUGAAGUUAUUUUUUGAAUAUAUAUCUGUAGUGAAAUUUUAAAUUGUUACAUGGGUCUGUUUUGUUAACACAGAUAAAAUUCUCUUUCUAAUAAUUUUUCAUUUUACAAAUUUGUAUUAUUUGUAAAAUAUAAAUCAGUGAAAAGUUAAUACAUUCCUUAUGAGAGCUAAUUAAAAUUGCUUCAUAAGCUAGUAGUGUGCUUCAGAUAAAACUUAAUGUAUUAAAUAAAUAUGUAAGUUUUACCAUUGUCAUUAUGGAUGUUUUGCAAAGUUACCGUUCAAUACCUCUGAUUAUAAAAAAAAAUUCUUUUUUUUUUUUUCAAUUGUAUGCUUUUUAAACACCUACUCUUGUAUGAAAUAUCAUAAGCUAAUAGCAUAAGAUUGUUUAGUGGUCUGCUGAUAGUAUCAGUGAAAUAUUUUCUGUAUUUCAGUACAUCUGUAAAAUGCUUAUUAAAGCCAAAGUAAGCUAAAAGCUUUAAUAUCAAUAAAAAUUGUAGAUUGUUAAAUUAUGACUUCAAAUAUGCCCAACUGUAUAUCUUUGUAUUAACUUGAGGGAUUUGGAAUCAUAUACUUAGUUCUUAAUUUAUUCUUUGUGUUGAUUUGAAAAUAUUAACCUUUUGUUUGUAAGUGUAAUAGUUUUGUCUUAUUGAGCUCAGUAUUACCGUAGUACUUGACACAUAAAAUAAAGUUAUAAUGUGCAUUCCAUUUACUCCCAUUAGUUUUUAAGUUAUGUGAUAGUGUAAUAUAUUUUCAUCAAAAAUUGUAAUGGAACUUAUCCCUCGCAAAGUGCAGGGUUUUAUUGUAUAAUGACUAUUAUUAUGUUAUGGAUUUUCUUUACUUAUAUAGAAAUAUGCUUUUCUGAAAGUUAUUUUACAUAAUGUUUGAGAGGAUUGCGAGGAUUGCUUGUUACUUAUUAGAAUACUUUAAUUUUUAGUAUUUUUAUUCUCCUUAAGAUCUGUAGUUCAGAAAUUAAAUAUUUUACAGUUGCAGAAAGCUUCUGUUCCAUACUGUAAAAAAAAAAUAUGAAUGGGAAUCCUGCUAAUCCGAAACUCCGGCUAGUCCAAAUAAGUAUGGUAAAAUUAAAUAUGUAAUUAAUUAUUAACAUAUUUAGUUAUUUCGUUCUUGUAAAAAUGUUAUAAUCUGUGUGACAUGAUAACUUAAUGCUUACAGAGAUGUAUUUUACUACAUGCUUUUGCAUUACGGCAAUUAUUCUGCUAAUUGGAGAAAAUGGUAAUCUUAACAGGUCUCGGUUCCAAGUAGUUCAGGAGAGCGAGACGUCACUGCACUUUUAUUUUGUUGUGAGUCAGGGGGUUAUGUUUUCAAAUGGGCGCCACCAUACGAAAGGGCACACGGACCCGGCAGAGACUGCUCUCAGGGUGUGAUUUUGCCCGUGUGGGAGCGAGAUUCGGACCGUCAGUCUCACGAAUGAGUUAAAUAAUAACUAAUUAAGCAGCCUGCCGACUGAGGCAAGCCCUGAGGAUGAAAAGAAAGUGAUAUAGAUUAUUUACACAUAGAAAACAGAAUUAAUACUCAGUGAUGUCACCGGAUGAAGUCCCCGGGGUGCCGAUGCGUCUUACCUCGGCCGGUGAUGAUGUCAGACUGGACUCUACAGAGUAACGUGGCAUCUUCGCGCUGAGCAAGGAAUCCGUGGGUUAUAAGUGAUGAACACACAAGACACUUUCGCAAUUGAGUCACGUUCUUUCACGCCCUGGACACUUAGUAGCAAACAGAAGUUUAGUAUUUAAUAUCUAAAAUUUCGCCCGAGUUCGGGUCCGUUCGGGACUGUUAGACUCCGUCUUUGUUCAGGAUACAUAAUUAAUUAAAUUGCAAUAAAAACAGGAUGCUUUAAGCCAGUCUGCUGAAAGGCAGACACUCGGGGACAAAAAUGAAAAGUUACAGUUAUAUUACUCAUUUGUUUACAAGAGGUACGAAGCACUACAUGACGGGAAGCCUUCUUUUCACAGACGAGAGAGCCAAACGCCCGAUCGUGCAUCUUCGGGUUUUUUUUUUGUUCAUUGUAAAUAAAUAUGGCGGUGUUGAUAAAAGGAUACUAAUGGUCAAUUAGAUUAGGUUAGCUACAUUAUAAAUACUUUAAAACAUUGUGGACGGUAUAUUUGGUUAGGAUAGCUACAUUAAAGAUACGGGGAAAAAAAAGCGAGCAUGAACUUCGGCUCUUUCGUCUGUGAAAUGAAGGCUUCCCCUACAUGACAGGGUGUCUUCCGACGUCGUGGUUCAGUGUUUGAAUACACAUGAUUACGUACGACGGUGGCACAGAUGCCAGGAAAGAUGGCUACGGUCGGGGAAGGGAGAGGAGUCUAACCAGGCGUGUGGGGGCAAAGCCCCAGUCAACCUCAGUUUCAGCCAGGAAUUCAAGGUUUGGAAGAAGGUGUUACUGAACCACAAGGUCUGUGAAGCAAUGAAAUAUGUAACCUACUGAGUCAUGUCUUCUCCUCUGUUCUACUUUACAGCAGUAAGAGGAAGUUAGCUAUGACUAUAACUCACUAUACAGUGGUAUUACUGCAAGUUGAUCAGAAGUGUGUGUGUGUUUGAAAUGUUAAUGUGCUUAGUGGUGUUCUUUUCAUUAAUGCAGUCAUAUGUACAUGUCACUUGUGAAAGUCAAUGGCUGUGAAUUCCCCCUAUUCAUACGUAAACCACCAUUCAUGCACUAGCUACUACCACUCCUUGGGGCAUAGAUGAUGUGGUGGAGCAAUAAGUGUGAUGUUUAAAUGUGACAAUAGUUUAUAAUAUUAAAUUUUCUUUUACGCUUUUGUAAUUUAAAAUUAGUAGUACUGUAGUUUUGGUACAUAAGUUUUUUCUAAAUAUUGUGACAAGUUAACCAUGGACAUUUAUUGGUAAAUAAAAGUUAUAAAAUAUGUUAAUGUUCAUACCUAGUUACAUGUAGCAAUAUUUUUCUCAUAUUACUUUGUAUACACAAUUUUGCAAUAACUCUGUAAAGCCAACAUUGCUUGCUGUUUGUGAGUAGGUUUAUAUGCGAGGAAUUUUGGUGUUAUAAAUCACGUGUUUAGUGUGAAAAUAAUAAGUGGAUGGCAAUAACGACCGAGGUAAAACAUUUAUAUGAUGAGGAGACCGAACUGGUGAUAGUGUAAGCCCGACCCUGAGCGUUAGUUGUACAGAAUGUUCGGAAAUUGCAGGGCAUCGUUCUAGUGAUAUUGCAAAACAAGCUAUUUUGGUUAAGGAACAUGUUUCCAGAAACGCAACCGUGCAAAGUUACAGACACACACAGUAGCAUGCAAAUUUGAAUUUUGUUAGCGUGAGGGCACUACUCCAUUGGCUGAGAGGACAUGAUUCCAGUACGGUAAAGUUAAACGCUCCGCGGGGCGCAGACAGUUAAAGUUAGUCAAACACACUAGCAUCCAGCAGUCUGGUGUACAGCACGAUGGUUAGUUGUGGUACAUUUAAAAGUUUGGCUUUGGGAGAUCAGCACAGUGUUGUGAUUACAGAUUUUACAUUUGCAGAGAGGGCCGAUAUGUGUAUAGGGAGGUAAAAGGAAUUUCAGCAGAAUCAGUGCGCUUUCUCAACAGAAGUGUACCAAAUAGGACCUUCACUGGGAGUUUGAUACCACAAAGGGUGAUGUACACUGGAUAGCUGGUUGCUAGUGCAUGUGGCUAACUCUAAACUCCUGCUCCCAGUUCGAUGCCUGCUUCCCACGGACCACUUGAACAUGAAAGUGCUGCAGUCGUGUGUCCUCUCAGCCAAUGGGGCAGUGGUCAGGUGUGUGCCAAUUUUAAAUUUGCGCGGAACUGUUCAUGCCUGUAGUUUUGCAGAGUUGCAUGUCCAGGCUUAUAUUCCUUGACAAAAAUAGUUUUUUUUUUUUUUUUGCAUUCCAUGUCACCUAUUAAAUUUAUACCUAGUAAUUUCCAAACAUCCUGUAGUUUUCAAGCACAGAGUCAACACACAAAUUGUAUGCAAUAUACUUAAAUCAAAAUGUUACAUUACCUUAUAACACUUAACUUUUCCAUGCAUAACUAUGCAGUGUAAAAUAGCAGCGGUGUAUGUUUCAGUUACAUAUUCAUGCACUUGCCUUUAUUUACAGUUGCAAGAUGAAUUUAUCUAUGUAUGUAGUGUCUUUGUACAUAUAUGUAACAUGUUCCGGAGAAGGAAAUGUGAUUGUUUGAUAAUGAGACAGUAUGUGGCCUACAUUUUUUACACUUUGUAUAAUAUCUGUAUUUGUAAUCCUACAAGUGAAAAACUUUCUUAUGUUUUAAAUAAAGAUUUAAAAAAAAUA
Molecule: messenger RNA, 7444 nt
Organism: Bacillus rossius redtenbacheri
Lineage: Eukaryota; Metazoa; Arthropoda; Insecta; Phasmatodea; Bacillidae
Product: solute carrier family 12 member 9
Exons: 17
Coding region: 209-3016 (935 amino acids)
Biological process (GO): chloride ion homeostasis; potassium ion homeostasis; chloride transmembrane transport
Cellular component (GO): membrane
Molecular function (GO): potassium:chloride symporter activity
Source: RefSeq, a predicted model, not a curated record